AUGAUGGAGUCUGCUUAUAAUGAAGUGGGAUCAUCCAAAAAACAAGUUAAAGGCAGGGAAACAUCUGAUUGCGAUGAUGUCCCAAUGAAAGUCAGUUCUUUCGAAAAAUUGGUUGAAUCGGAUUUCACUGAAACAUCAUCCGUUUGCGAUAAUUUUCCAGUUGAAUAUAUAGAAGAAGUGAAUUGGCCGAGUAAUGAAAGUGUGAAAGAGAAAAUUAGACUUUGGACAUUGGAAGAAUUACGUAAACAAAUAGAAGAGAACGUGGAUAUUGUAGCUCAAUUGAAAUACGUUAUUGGUAAAGUGGGUGGCGACAGCUCCAACUCGUUUGUCAGGAAUGCAAUUAAAAAAAUGCUGAGCGAUGAUGUGGCUGCAAAAUUGAGUUGGCGUGGAACGAACAGUAAGCCCAGUAUUCAGGAAUUCAAUAUAACGAAAAUUAUAACAAGUGUCUGCCAUUCAAAAUUUCCGAAAGCUGAUGAUGCAGGUAUAAAUAAGGUAUUACAACAACAUUUUGUUCAUGCUGGUGACCGUCUCAGAAAGAGUGACCGAACCAAAAAGAUUGAUGAAGCCAAGAAAAUUGACGAUUUGGCUGAAAAAUAA
Messenger RNA from Lucilia sericata (common green bottle fly), 597 nucleotides. RefSeq lists its product as uncharacterized. NCBI's taxonomy places the organism in Eukaryota, Metazoa, Arthropoda, Insecta, Diptera, Calliphoridae. The transcript is spliced from 4 exons. The coding region runs from base 1 to 597 and encodes 198 amino acids. The record is from RefSeq and is a predicted model, not a curated record.